This is a messenger RNA of Micromonas pusilla CCMP1545, 753 nucleotides long. RefSeq lists its product as uncharacterized. The record is from RefSeq and is a predicted model, not a curated record. The transcript has a single exon. Lineage: Eukaryota; Viridiplantae; Chlorophyta; Mamiellophyceae; Mamiellales; Mamiellaceae. The coding region runs from base 1 to 753 and encodes 250 amino acids.
AUGGCGUCCGACGCGGUGCAGGCCGCCAUCGAGAACGAGCGCCUGCUCCGCAAGCGCUACAUGAGCGAGAGCGAGACGAACCUCGGCCCCGCGCUGUUCGAGGCGAUGCGACGCUUGUACAGCAUGCCCGAACUCCCCGCGAACCCGUACUUCUUCGUCGCGACGCAGCUCACCGCGCACAGCUCGCACGGCAACGACAGCGUGUGGGAGUGGGACGACGAGGAGGUGUACUGGAUGCUCGAGGACGUCGAGCUCGUGGACGGCAACGCGCACUGCUGCAAGCUCGUGCGAUGGGGCGACGCGUGGGGGUUACCGCACGUCCUGCGCGGCGCGGACCGCGAAGGUCUGACGGACAUGCGCGCGCUGCUGUCCAAGUUCCCGAGGGCGUUGUUCCCGGGCGGGGACCCGCAACCAGACCCGAGGAACCCGGACAGCGUCUUCACGGUGAUGACGUCGCUGCAGGAGGGGUGCCUCCAUCACCGGCGAUGGCAGGGCGCGCCGUCGAGGAUCGGGCUCAGGCACGACGUGCUCGUGGACGCGCCGGACAUGGUCAGCGCGGUGCAAACGUUCGCGGAUCACAUCGUGGACACCGUGGAGAGGGUCGUGGAGGCGUCCGAGGCGAACAGCACGAAGGGGGUGCUGCUGACGCCGUCGUCGCCGAGCGAGAACUGGACGUGGGCGGCGCAGGCGCGUUCUAGUAUCCCACACCGGUCCCCGUACGACCGCGUCCGCGUGGUGAACGUCGAUCCUUAA